AUGGAUGAUUCCAAUAUUGAAUCCCUUUUGCAUGAGAAGCAACCAUCAGAACAAAAGAGUCAAGCAGAGAUAUCUGCGGAAGAAGCAAUAUCAUCCAUUGCACAUGAACUAACAAAGGAUGCAGAGCCUCACGAUCUGUUGAUAUACGACAAAAACGAAAAGACCGAGCAACCUCAAGCAGCAGACGAGCGACAGGAUCGCAAGAGGCAAAGAAUUGAUGAUUCCAUCACAGCCACACCAGCAACUCUGGAAAUUGACACUACACUCGUUAGCGGUGAAAAACAUAGCGCCACUCAAAAUCAGAAGUCUGAAGGUAACGAGAGCAGCCACCAAAAUACUACUGACUUAAUUCAGCAGGCACAUGACCAGUUGCAGCAAUUGCAACAGCAACAGCAACAGCAACAGCAACAGCAACAGCAACAACAACAGCAACAGCAACAACAACAACAACAACAACAACAGCAACAUCAGCAUCUUGAUAUUCGAAAUUCUUCUGGAAACAACGUUGAACUGGAAGACAAGCACUACAGAGUCGGUGAUAAAUCAUCCUCCGCAGGCAUUGCAAGUAGCCCAACACAAAAGUCACCGCAUAGUAAAGAAACAACUAGCCGCUCUACCUUGUCUGCGAUUCCAUCCGACUCGGAGCUUUUCAAUACAAAUGCUGCUCAUGCUGCUUAUUCUUCCUUGUCAUCGCAAUAUCAGCACCUGGGUGUAGACUCCAGACAUGCUGUUUUUACACAAGCAAAUCUUUCAAUACUACCUUUGCCUAUUGUAGGGGCCGACUUCUUGCCCCCGAGAAUUCAACUUUUGAUCAACACGUUACCAACAUUGGACAACUUGUCAACUCAAUUACUACGCAUUGUUGCAAAGUCGUCAUAUAAAACAAUUAUUGAUAUUGCUUCUAACCCGGAAACUCCUGAAGGUGCCACGUAUCGCGACUUGACAUCCUUAUUUGAAUUCACAAAGAGACUAUACUCUGAAGAGGACCCAUUUCUAACAGUUGAUCACGUUGCUCCGGGUAUGUGGCAUGCUGGAGAAGAGACGCCUCGUAUUUUUAAAACCAAGGAGCAGAGCAUUGAAUCGACUCUUCGAAAAGUCAAUUUGGCCACAUUCUUAGCUGCGGCUUUGGGUACAAUGGAAGUUGGAUUCUUCUACUUGAAUGAGUCGUUUUUGGACAUCUUCUGUCCCGCUAAUGACUUGGAUAUCAAGCAUCAUUUAAGUGACACCAGUUAUUUGGAUUCGACAAGCUCGUUGGCAACUAGUAUACAAACCGGCAUCGGCUCCUCAGUGGGAGGUAAGAUUGGAAGGUUACUAAAGCCACAGGCAAUGUUGUACCUUGAUCUCAAAACUCAAGCAUAUAUAUCGGCAAUUGAGGCGGGAGAACGAUCUAGAGAAGAAAUCUUGGAGGAUAUUCUACCUGACAACAUGAAUCAGGUACUAAUGGCAAGAAGGAAUGUCGAUUUAUUGUUGCCAUCAGAAGCUGAUUUUGUUGACAGGUGUAAGUCAAGAAAGGCACUUUUGCUUAAUUACGAUGAGCAACAAACCCAACUUCCCUUGAGCGAGGAGUUCAAAUGGUUUACUUUCUUGAGAGAUCUAUUUGACUAUGUUUCAAAGAACAUGGGGUACUUGAUUUGGGGAAAGAGUGGAAAGCCUGUUCGUGAAAAGAGGGAUUACCCACUGAUUAGUCCGGAAAUGUAUGAGCAAAUUAAUGCCAAGAUGAACUACCAGCCGUCCCCAAGUCGAGAGGAAGAAAGCGACUCGUCUGAGGCUGCAAACCUCUUGCCUUCUGAGAUAAGAGAGAAACAAGUAGAAAUAAAUGGUCUCAAACCAAGUCAGAGAAGACCUUGGAGUCGAGAAGAAGAGAAAGCUUUUAGACACGCGCUAGAGUUGAAUGGGCCUCACUGGUCCAAAAUCCUUGAAUUAUUUGGGAAAGGUGGUAAAAUCAAUGAGGCCUUGAAGAAUCGUAACCAAGUCCAACUUAAAGACAAAGCACGUAAUUGGAAGGUGUUUUAUCUAAAAAAUGGAAUGGAGUUGCCACUGUAUUUGAAAACAGUCACGGGUACGUUGGAGGAUAGAGUAAAGAGGAGUAUAUCACGAAAAGAGAAAACUGCUGCUGCUCCAGUGCCCAAUGUACAGAAUCAAAAGCGAAGGCAGCUACAAGAACAAGUUAAGGAACAGGAACAGAACUCAAAACGAGAAGCCAUACAUAGUGACGACAAUAACAUCGAUAGCAGUUUCAAGUGA
Lodderomyces theae is the source of this 2244-nucleotide messenger RNA. It is a transcript of the gene TBF1, whose product is annotated as Tbf1p. Gene Ontology annotation, molecular function: protein homodimerization activity; double-stranded telomeric DNA binding. The coding region runs from base 1 to 2244 and encodes 747 amino acids. NCBI's taxonomy places the organism in Eukaryota, Fungi, Ascomycota, Pichiomycetes, Serinales, Debaryomycetaceae. The transcript has a single exon. Gene Ontology annotation, biological process: telomere maintenance via telomere lengthening. The record is from RefSeq and is a predicted model, not a curated record.